AUGGGCAACCCGUUACAAGACCUAAACUGUCCACUGGAUGAUGAAGACGAUGAUUCUGCAAUAAUUGCAAUAGAUGAUCGAGCAACCUUUCAAGGAAAGAAAGAAUCUGGCAAACGAUUACUCGACUUGAAUUCUCUACCGGAAAUGGAAGGAUAUCUUGCUCCUCACAAAUUGACUCGUGGGACGGUUUUCAACACGGGAAUUGUCCUUUGUAAGAAUUAUGGGAAGUACUGUGGUUAUGGUGGUGUUGUGGUUACGGUUAUGAAGAUUAGUGAUGGAUAUCUCGCCGUAAUGGAGGUCGUGGUGAGAUCUCUAUCAUUCAGAGAGAGAUUCAGAAAUCCAUCUCCAUUAUACAUUUUCCCAUCUCUCUCAUCUAUAAUCUCACAAUCUGUGCUAAAAUUCCUGGUUUCAUUGCCUCUUGAUCCUGAUUUCUCGUAUUUUCAUACAAAAGAUAAAAAAUGGAGAGUCUUUGAUCUGGCCUGCAUUGAUCAUAGAGGUACUCCUCAGCACCCUGCAAGAAUUUGCGCCUUGGAGCAAUAUGAUGGAGCUGUCUGCUGGGGUGCUGCCUACUGCGUGCGAGGAGGAGCCGAAAACGAAAAGGCGGCAAUGGAGUAUUUGGAACGAAGAGAGUGCGAGUAUGACCAGAAGACAUUGGUGGACUUUUACAAGGAAGGAGACUCCGAGCAGUCCUUCUUAACUGGAGUGAUAGUGUUCACAUCAACUCAAGACAAAGUUUCGAACAAGUACUAUCUAGGACCUGCCCCUCUGGAGGACAUGGCGAGGGAAAUUGCAACCGCCAAUGGUCCCUGCGGUAACAACAGAGAUUACAUUUUCUUGUUGGAGAAAGCCAUGUUUGACAUUGGUCAUGAAGAUGAGUCUGUCAUAGAGCUGGCAAAUGAAGUGAAGAAGGUCCUGGGAAUUGUGGGAGGCGUGCCGAAGGAGAAGAAGUUACUGUCUCCUUGUAGCAGCACUCUUAAGUCUCACAUGGCAUCGUCUUCACCUCUCAAAUUGCGACCUCUGCCUGAAACAGUUCCCUUGAACCGGUAG
Messenger RNA from Fraxinus pennsylvanica, 1047 nucleotides. The record is from the annotation of a GenBank genome assembly. Lineage: Eukaryota; Viridiplantae; Streptophyta; Magnoliopsida; Lamiales; Oleaceae.